GUGAAGCCAGCCAAAGUCCAGCUCAGUGUAGAGUCAGUGACCUCGCGGGAUCCGCUUCUGAACGUCAGCUCGGUGAAUGAAAGUGUUUCUCCGCCGUCAGAGGAUCAGAGCCAUGAACUGUCUGAGAGCGCUGCGUCUGACAAACUCUGUCCAACUCAUCAGCAAAAACACAGAUGCUGCGAAGAAGGUUUUCACCAUCCAGCCGGCGUGCUGUCUGAGCCGGAAAUCAACAGCCGCGUCCCAGAGACGGCCGCCCACACACCUGGAUCAUUCCCAUCACAUGAACGUACAUUCAAAGCCUCCCAGCUCUGGGGUGGAGGGCAUGCUGUUCUACACCAUCACAGAGGGAAAAGAGCAAGUCCCCAUCUCAUACUUCACCUCAGCCCUGAAGAGAACAGGUCUUCAUCCGUCUGACCCUCGUCUGAAGGACUGCAUGGACAAGCUCCGACGGGCCGUGAGGGAAUCUGCAGGUGAGGUGAUGAUGGACAGAGAACUCUUCCACAGAUGUGCAGGUGGAAACAUUGUCCUGCUCAUCCAGGCCUUCAGGAAGAAAUUCAUCAUCCCUGAGUUUGAUGUGUUUGCACGAAAAAUAGAUGCAAUCUACAACAGAGUGGAAAACCAAAGUGAUGGAAAGGUUGCAGACUACAUCCCCCAGCUGGCCAAGUUCAACCCAGAGCUGUGGGGAGUGUCUCUGUGCACAGUGGAUGGUCAGAGACACUCAGUGGGUGACACCAAGCAACCGUUCUGCCUGCAGUCCUGCGUGAAGCCCCUGCAGUAUGCCAUUGCCGUCCAUGAGGCAGGGACAGAGAAGGUUCACCGUUACGUUGGCAUGGAGCCCAGUGGACUCAAGUUCAACAUGCUCUCCCUGGAUGACGAAGAUAAGCCCCAUAACCCGAUGGUGAACGCCGGGGCCAUAGUGAUCAGCUCUCUUAUCAAGCCUCGUGCAAACAAGGCCGAGAAGUUUGACUAUUUUAUGGAGUUUGUGAAAAAGAUGGCUGGCCAGGAAUACGUGGGAUUCAGCAAUGCCACAUUCCAGUCAGAAAAAGAAACAGGCGACAGAAAUUUUGCCAUUGGAUACUACAUGAAAGAGAAGAAGUGUUUUCCACCGGGAGCAGACAUGAUCGAUGCCUUAGACUUCUACUUCCAGCUCUGCUCCCUGGAGGUGACCUGUGAAUCUGGGAGCAUCAUAGCCGCCACUCUGGCCAAUGGAGGGAUCUGUCCGAUCACAGGCGAGCGCGUCCUGAGUGCCGAGGCGGUGCGAAACACUCUGAGUCUCAUGCACUCGUGUGGCAUGUACGACUUCUCUGGUCAGAUGGCUUUUCAUGUGGGCUUGCCUGCUAAAUCUGGCGUGUCUGGUGCGAUACUGCUGGUGAUCCCAAACGUCAUGGGAGUGAUGUGUUGGUCUCCUCCUCUGGACAGAGUUGGAAACAGUGUGCGGGGAAUUCACUUCUGUCAGGAGCUCGUUUCGCUUUUCAACUUCCACAAUUAUGACAACUUGAGGCACUUUGUGAAGAAGCAGGAUCCUCGCAGGCAGGAUGGAGAAGACCGGAACAAGUCCGUUUUCAACUUGAUGUUUGCUGCCUACAGUGGAGACGUGUCAGCCCUGAGAAGGUUUGCUCUGUCAUCCAUGGACAUGGAUCUGAAAGACUAUGAUUCUCGGACAGCACUGCAUAUUGCUGCAGCUGAGGGUCACAUAAACGUUGUGAAGUUUCUCACUGAGACCUGUAAAGUUGAUCCCUUUGUAGAAGACAGAUGGGGGAACCUGCCUGUCGAUGACGCCGUGCAGUUCGGACACGAGGAGGUGGUGAAGGUGCUGAAGGACUACCAGCAGGUCUACAGGCAGCAGGAGAAGCAGCAUACCGUCACCGAGCAUUCCCCGAAGCUGGACACCAUCGAGGGCAUGGUGUGACGUGUGAAAGUCCCCAGACUGUGAAACGUCAGGGCGUUUGUCCAAUCUGUGAAGUAUGAGAAUACACUUUUAAUAGAAAAAGAGAGAGAGGCAAACAGAAGCAGAGUGAACGACCUGUACUGAUCCACUCUGUCCUGUGGUUAGUUCACUUAAUAUAUGAAGUAACUGUGCAAACAGCAGCUGCUGCAAAUACAAUAUAAAGUAUGUCAAAAAUAUGCAAGAAGAAAAUAGAAAUAGAAAGAGCUCAAAUUUGAUCAGAGUUCUACGUGAUCCCAGUAAACUUGAUUUGGGGUUCACUGAAAUAUAUUCUGUUCUUCAGCUCUAAAUAGGUGGAUGGAUGUAAUGUUUAUACAUGUUUUAACUCUGCACAAACAUGAACUUCCCACAGGUAAUUUAUUAUUAUGUGGAGUAUUUGACACUGACAUCCAUUAAACAUGUUUUAUUAAAUUGUAUUUUAUCUGCCACCCAUA
Messenger RNA from Lates calcarifer (barramundi perch), 2379 nucleotides. RefSeq names its product glutaminase 2b (liver, mitochondrial) (gene gls2b). Lineage: Eukaryota; Metazoa; Chordata; Actinopteri; Centropomidae. Gene Ontology annotation, molecular function: protein binding; glutaminase activity. Gene Ontology annotation, biological process: L-glutamine catabolic process. The record is from RefSeq and is a predicted model, not a curated record.